GAAAUGGGUUGUGAAUGGAAAGAUAUAGAAUACCUUAGGAAAACUACGUAUUAAUAAUUUUUUUUAAUAAGUUGGCAAUCAAUAAAUCGUAAUAAAUAUGGAAAUAAGCAUUUUGUGGUGUGAUUGGCGCAAUAGUGUGGGCUACCGGACUCUGGUGUCAUUUUCAUGAAAAAAUUACGAUUUUUCUGGCGUAAUAAGUCGGUUUUGAAAGAACGUUAACGAGAGAAUCUAUUGAGGCACUAUUUUUACCAUUGUCAAAUGGUAAUUGUAACAUCUCCCCACCUAUCUAGUUGUUUGCGAAAUCGCUUCAGCGACGUCGACACACCCCCGAUUUUGCACUUUUCGCGUAUCGCAAAACUUUAGUCGGUCAUCGAGCGUCGCGGCGCGCAGAACCUUCGACGUCCGUCUCUGACUUGGUCAGUCACGUAGCGUAUUGGAUCGCACCUCAUCGCUUAAUAAAAAAAAAUGAGCGCUCAGAUUCUUCUGAUGUUCGGAGCAUUGGCUAUCAUCGUCGUAUCGGUGACGUCAUUGCAGUGCUUCCACUGCGGCCUCUACAACGACGGCGUUGGCUCCAUAACGCCCUGUAUCAACGAAACUUACAUGACCCUGAAGCCGUGUCCGCAUCGAGAGUCGAAUUUUUGCAUCAAAUAUACCAGCGAAGGGACCAUUGUGCGAGAUUGCGUAGAGAAAUGCGUCGAAAAAGAAGACUGGGGUUCGAAGACUUACUGCUGUAUGGAAGACGCAUGCAACUCUUCCCACCACCCGCUUUUCUCUUCAGCAUUAGUUGUAUUCCCAGUGAUGGUCGCGGUAACGGGUUUACACUGAGAAUAACAGGAGAAAAUCGAAGAUGUGAAGAAAAUCGAAGGAGUACUUUUAUUAAUUAGAUCUGCAUAUCAGUAAUAGAAAAACGAUCACCAAACACUUCGCAAAUUGUUUAUUUGAUUCCCAUAAUGUUUCAGUUUUUUUUUAUGUUUUCCAGUGAUAUCGCGGUAAAAGUACUCUUCUCAUUCCGAGUUAGAACGAGCAAGGUACAUAGCAUUGUAAGAAAAUAUUCCUGAAAUAUAUUCUAAAUAGCUUUCUCUCACUUAACUUAAUCAUCCUCAAGUAUACAGGUGUUGUAUGAGUAUGCUGAUCACGUAUCUACAAAAUCGUGAAAAAGCAAACGCCUUCGACCACGUUAUUGUGCAAAGGGCAACGACUUUAAGAUUGACGAACUGUUCACAAUUCUUAAAUUGUUCGGUUAUUUUGGUUCUUAUUAAGGUUUUACAAAGAGUAAGUUGUUCCUAAUUUGUAAAGCCACAUUUUCCUAGCUUUUAUUUAUAACUGAUGCUACUGACAAGCAAUCCAUUGAGUAUUUACCAACCAUGAUUAUUCUUGACACAUAAUAAAGCAGAAAGGCAAAAGUUGAAUUUUUUGCAUCCUGAUUUUGGACACACUGUACCCUGCGAAGAACCUCCGUUAUUAAUAAAGCUACCGUGAUUUGAUAGCCCCGUUACUUUUAAAAAGAAAUUAGCAACCUGUCACAGCUCUCUUUUCUUUUAGAUACAGAAUGAAAUUAAAAAUUUGCCAUAUUUAGAAAAAAUAAAAUAUCUCAAAAACGGUUUAGAGUACAUCUGGAAUAUGCAAGGAAUUGAAAAAUGCAAUAAUAUAUGAAGCAUGGCAUUAAAAAGACAAAAGUUGACAAACAUGUUCGGUAUAAACGUUAAAUGCUGUUAAUUUUUCAAAUUUUUAUUAAGACCCCUUCGCUUUUGAACAUCAUAUACAACGAGUUCCCUAAUCUUUUUCGAUAACAAAAUAUGUAACAGUUUUCCGAAUAUUUUGAAAUUUUGAAAUUGGGCUGAUUAUAUUUGAUAAUGAUUUUUCUUGAAUAAAACUUGACACGCUUAUUUGAGUUAACGGGUCCACCGAGAACAAAUUUUAGCUGGCUUUUAAAAACGUACAAAAUAUAAUUCGGAAUGUCCCGUCUUGGAUGCCAAUUCCAAUUAUUAAAUAAAUUCUUGCUUCCACUAGCAGAUGCAGAUCGUAGAAGUAUCGGUAAGAGUUUGUUCUGGUCUAUAUUUAACUAACUACCGUUUUCACCAUAUUUUUAGGAGCCAUCUAACUCUACGUGACACCUGUACUUAAGUUAGGUUAGACCUUUGUUUUCUAGACUACUAAAGUCGCUGGUAAUGUUAGCACACUUGCCAGAAAUCCUCAGUAAAUGAUCAUGUACCAAUAAAUUAAUCUAGAAAAAAAAAUGGAACAUUUUGGUAAAGAUUCGAAUUGUUAUACGGAAAUUGCCGCCUACAAUCUUAGUUACUUUUUCAAAUACUUAUUUUGCCAAGUGUCUUUUAUCUCUUUAUUAACAUCCACGAUUUUCAUACAUUUUGCUUUAGGGGAAACUGUUUUAUUUUUAAGGAGCUGAUUCUAUAGAGGAACGCCCAGAAUUGAGUGAAAGUAUUAGGGAUUAGCGAUUCCACAAAAAUAUCAAUUGCCAAGUAUAUGAAAGUAUAUCAAAAAUACAAUUAGGCCAGUAAAUACCUUAACCGAUUUCUUUUCAUAAACUUUGCUACCGAAAUAUUAUUCUGUGUUCAUACUACUGUACCUAAAAUGCAAAUGUAUCUUUCUCAUGGCUGAUAUAAUUGGGAGCCCUAACCUAUAUCGAAAAACUGAACAAUGUGAAGAUUCCAAACAACAAUAUACAACUUGUUAGAUAAGUUGUUAACUCCUAUUCAACAAAUGAAGUAACAUCUGACAAUGGACCACAGAUUAAAAUUUUGUGUAUGGAAAAGACCAUUCGAUUACUGAUGGACUCACCUACUCCCUAGUAAGGGAAAGUUGAAAAUACGGAAUGUACAACAUUCCUCAAAAUUAAGUGUUUGUUAGCCCUUCUCUGAAAUUUAAUUAUUCCCUAGUUAUCUGAACAUUGGGGACAAGGUGGUGGAAAUGGUCCAGAAGCCAUGGAUAUAAGUAGUUAUUAUCGCAUGCAUUUUGUUUUCGUAUCCAAAUAAAUCAAUUAAGAAACAAUUAAAUUACGCGUGAUCAGAAUGCACACCUGCACCCAUCAGCUUUGGCGAUUCCAGCUCAGAUCCCUAUUUUUAGAGUCUUAAGUUUUCGGCAGUCUUGUAUCUUAAUUAGGCAUUUACUAUAAGACACGCUAGAGUAUCUAUAUUGUAAGAGACCACCGAAAUUUUUGUAAAAAGAAAAAUAACAAAUUUAGAGUAAAUUAAGUCGUAAUAUUAAAACACAUAGCAUUAUAAGGAUGAAUUUGUAAAAGAGUUUUCGCAAUUACAAAGUGUGCAUCGCAUAAUGGUAGAUAUAUCAGCUUUUCUUAACUACAAUACAAUAAAACUCGAAUAAAGUUCCAAAAUAUUUAGGAUAGUUCAUGUUUAUAUUGUGCAACAGGUAUAUUUUGAUCACAUAGAUAUUCUCAAUAUAUGAAUAUGUAUUAACUUUGUUUUGUAUUUAACACAAGUAUAUUAAAUUGAAAUAUUGAUUUAUUGUUAUAGAAAUUUUCAAAUUAUCUCUCAUUUAUACAAUUUUUUUAAUUUAAUCAGUUCUCCCUAAUAUUUAUAUAGCAACAUUUUAAUACGGAUCUUAGUGAUUAAUUGAUAGAUUACCUUAAAAUUACCUAACCUCAAUUUAUAUUGAACAACCAAAUUCUUGUUGAUAAAAUAUUUCCUUUACUACAUAAUUACAAUUUAAAAAAAUAAUAGCAAAAUUGACAAUGCACAAGAAUAAUUUAUACCGUAAACGGAAAAUUUAUUUCCUCAACCUUUCCGCUAUGAUCAUGUUUGAUUGUUUGAAAAUUGUAGUCUAAUCUAAGCCCUUAACCGUGUAAUUUGUGAAAAAUAUUUCCACGCUCGCCUCGUAUUCGUUAUAAUAAGAAAAGCUUUUCGUACAAAUUUAAAAAUCACAUGAAAUUGUAAUAACCAAUGCACAUUGUGCUAUAUGUCGAUUAUAACUGUUAAUAAAUUAAU
Molecule: messenger RNA, 3959 nt
Organism: Cylas formicarius (sweet potato weevil)
Lineage: Eukaryota; Metazoa; Arthropoda; Insecta; Coleoptera; Brentidae
Exons: 3
Coding region: 466-825 (119 amino acids)
Source: RefSeq, a predicted model, not a curated record